GCUGCAUGAGCACCUCCAGUGGCGCAGCAGUCGAUGGUCCAGCAGAUGCAGAGACCAGUGGCUGUUUUCUUCCCUGUUCACCGCGGCCAUGUCUCCUGUGAGCUCAGAUAACGACAAGCCUGUUGAGAAUGGCAAGGACAAGGAAUCCAUCAACAGGCUACUGAAGGGACUGGAGACAAUUUCUCCUUUGGUCCAGUCUGUGCAGGAGACCCCUGAGCCCAUCUCUACCACAGUACAAGGCAGCAUUCCCCCCUGGAUCAAUGGCAAAUUCCUCCGCAACGGGCCGGGGAAGUUUGAAUUUGGAAACACACACUACAACCACUGGUUCGACGGGAUGGCAAUGCUACACCAGUUCAAGAUCGACAAAGGCCAGGUGACGUACAUGAGUCGGUUCCUGAACAGCGAUGCCUACAAGAAGAACAGUGAGAGGGACCGCAUCGUGAUGUCAGAAUUCGGAACACUCGCCAUGCCCGACCCCUGUAAAAACUUCUUUCAACGCUUCCUGUCUCGCUUUGAGAUGAUUGAGCCGACGGAUAAUGCGAGUGUGAGCUUUGUGAAGUACAAAGGUGACUACUAUGUCAGCACAGAGACAAACUUCAUGCACAAAGUGAACCCAGAGAAUCUAGAAACGCUGGAAAAGGUGGACUGGAGCAAGUUUAUUGCUGUUAAUGGAGCCACUGCCCACCCCCACUAUGACCCUGACGGUACCAGCUACAAUAUGGGCAACUCGUAUGGAAGCAAAGGAGCCCGUUACAACAUCAUCAAAGUGCCGUCUGAGAAGGCCGAUGCCAAAGACACGCUGCAAGGCGCCAAAGUGCUCUGCUCUAUCAUGCCUUCAGACAAGUCCCAUCCCUCCUACUAUCACAGCUUUGCCAUGUCAGAGAACUGGGUGGUGUUCAUCGAGCAGCCAAUCAAGAUGGACCUGCUGAAGAUCGUGACAUGUAAGAUGAGGGGGAAGGCUCUGAGCGAAGGCAUCUACUGGGAUCCCAAUCUGGAAACUGUCUUCCAUGUUAUUGACAAGCACACAGGCAAGGUCAGCUCAAUGAAGUACCACGCCAAAGCCCUCGCCACCUUCCACCAGAUCAACGCCUUCGAGGAGGAUGGACUCUUGAUGCUUGACCUGUGCUGCGCAGACGACAGCCAAGCCAUCAACAACUACCUCAUCCAGAACCUACGCAAGUCAGGAGAUGCACUCGAUGAGGUGUACAACACCUUGUCCAAGAAUUACCCUAGGCGUUUUGUUUUGCCCCUGAAUGUGACGAGUGAAACACCAAUGGGCCAGAACCUAAACACACGGGCCUCCAGUAGCGCAACGUGUGUCAAAGUCAGCACAGAUAAGGUCUUCUGCCAGCAUGAGGAUCUCCAUGGUGAUGACCUUGAUGACUACGGAGGCCUGGAGUUCCCUCAGAUCAACUAUGGCAGAUGUAACACACGACCAUACCGAUAUUUCUACGGCUGUGGCUUCAGACACCUGGUGGGAGACUCUCUCCUCAAGAUGGACCUGAACGACAAGACGUUUAAGGUCUGGUACCAGAAGGGUCUCUACCCCUCAGAGCCGGUGUUUGUGCCGUCACCUGAAGCCGUGGAGGAGGAUGAUGGGGUCAUCCUCUCCGUGGUUCUCACCCCCUCACAAGAUAAAGGGACGUUCCUCCUGGUUUUGGAUGCCAAGACAUUUGAGGAGUUGGGAAGAGCCAAUGUGCCUGUGAACAUCCCUUAUGGCUUCCAUGGAACCUUUAAUGCAUCUGCAUAGAUCGAACUGUGUUACUCUUCCGAUACAAAGAAUACUAAAUGCAGUAUCAUACACAAGUUACUACUUUAAUGUAGGCAUCAAUCUAUAUUGAGCUUGAGGAUGGUCCGACUUUUAUAUCACACAAGUGUCUAAUGGACAUUUAUUUGUCCUCUUUUUCGUAUCAAACUAUAUUUUCUUUAAAGGCUGAUUUACUUUUAUAUCUAAUAUUUACCUUUGUGAAUUUUCCGGUGCGGUUACACAGUUGUGCAUUAAAACAAAGAAUCUCUGCCAAGGUGUUUGCUCACAAAUAUGAUCACAUGUAAAAACAGCUGGUACAACAGGAUUUUAUAAUUAAGGUGUUUUGAAUGUAAUCAACUUUUUCAGAGAAAGUUAAAAUCAUCAUAUAAUGGAUUGUGUUACUUUGGUAGAUUGGGAGUUUUCCCUCAAAAAAUGUCCCCCUGUUAUUUUUUACACUAAAGUUUGUAAUUUGUUUGAUUUAACAAAAUUUUUUGGACAUGUGAAAAAACUGCAAACAAAUUAGACAUUUACUAAAGAUGCUAAAAUAAAUAUCAAUAGUCCAACAUUAAACCACAGGUGAGAUCCACAGGUAAUUGUCAGGGUCAGUCUUCUCCCUCCAAAUCCAGAUCUUUGUAUUUUUUAAUAGACUUGCUCUAAUAUGUCAAAUGUUUUAUUUAUUUUUUUAAACCCAUAAUGACCACUACUAAAUAUUCUGUAUUUUCUAUUGCUUUUUCUAUUUUUUUAUUUCUUCCUUUUAUACAAAUGAAGUUGUCUUAUCAUCUCCUUUCCAUCCAUUUCCCUUUUUAGUAGAGAUUCUUUUAUACAACUUUGCUUCCCACAUAAUUUCAAGAAAUCAUUAAAUGUAUCUGCAAGCAA
Molecule: messenger RNA, 2623 nt
Organism: Limanda limanda (common dab)
Lineage: Eukaryota; Metazoa; Chordata; Actinopteri; Pleuronectiformes; Pleuronectidae
Product: carotenoid-cleaving dioxygenase, mitochondrial-like
Exons: 12
Coding region: 89-1750 (553 amino acids)
Biological process (GO): carotene catabolic process; retinal metabolic process
Cellular component (GO): mitochondrion
Molecular function (GO): beta-carotene 15,15'-dioxygenase activity; carotenoid dioxygenase activity
Source: RefSeq, a predicted model, not a curated record